Molecule: messenger RNA, 342 nt
Organism: Pyrenophora tritici-repentis Pt-1C-BFP
Lineage: Eukaryota; Fungi; Ascomycota; Dothideomycetes; Pleosporales; Pleosporaceae
Source: RefSeq, a predicted model, not a curated record
AUGCCCCUCUGGAUCAUAUACCACUCCCCUUCCACCUUCGCCUCUCCGCAAACCAAACAAGCCCUCGCCGCCUCAAUCACAGCAAUCUACCUCGCAGCAGGCCUCCCCGCAUUCUACGUAAACGUACUUUUCCAACCUGUUGAGCCGACCUCGUUUUACGUGGGCGGUGUUGCGAGACCAGCGAUGGGUGUCGAGGAUGCGGAUGCGGAUGGGGAGAAGGAGAGUCGAGAGAGGCCGUUUGUUCGGAUUACUAUCCAGCAUUUGGCUAGGCAGUUGUAUGUUUCUGUUCCCAACUUUGUCUUUUCUUGGUGUACACUGCGACUGUAUGCUGUGGUCUGCUGA